Molecule: messenger RNA, 1604 nt
Organism: Paramisgurnus dabryanus
Lineage: Eukaryota; Metazoa; Chordata; Actinopteri; Cypriniformes; Cobitidae
Gene: pou2af2b
Product: POU class 2 homeobox associating-factor 2
Cellular component (GO): nucleus
Molecular function (GO): transcription coactivator activity; POU domain binding; sequence-specific DNA binding
Source: RefSeq, a predicted model, not a curated record
ACCAAAUGAUGAAGGCUUUACAAGCGAAACGAUGUGAAGGGUAUGAAUAUAGGUGCGUGAGUUUGACCAUACCUAUGUCUACUUAGGUUUAUAAUCUUUCUCCUUUUGUUAUAAUGAACGUGGUAUAUACGCUUUGCUGGACUAGAGAACGUAACUAAGACAUCUGAGACACUUUGCAGCGUUGGGCUAGAAUUAUGAUGGAGACAGAGUAUUCCAAGAGAGUAUACCAAGGUGUCAGAGUCAAACAUACUGUCAAAGACCUUCUAGCAGAGAAGCGAUUAAGACAAACAAAUGCACCCAGAUUCAGUACGAGCAGCAGUUCAUCCCAGCCAGCUUUUGUACCAAUGCCUGGAUCUCAUGUGCUUCCUGGUUACUACAGUAUGCGAAGAUCCUUCCUCCCAGACUCAGAGCUCUGCCAUCCUAUGAAGCAAUACUCUCCAGAUACAUAUUCUUCAGCACUGGGAGGCAAAGCAUUUACGUAUGACCAUCCCUCCAGUUACCCCUCUUUCAUUGACAGCUACUACAACCCCGAUUCUUAUGGAGAUUAUAGAGGGGCAACUUCUUAUACCACCAGUGGAGGGUCACUGUUUCCACCAUCUACGCUACCAGCACUACUGCCAUCUCUGUCUGGAGAGCCAUCGUCACAUCUACUCUUGAGAGACCCCUGGGAUCAGCCAUCCGAGGACCCAGUCAGUCAACCAGAAGUCAUUUGUCCUGAGGGUCCAACCCCAGUGGCAGACUCACCAUCCCUGGGAGGGCCUGACUCUGGUGGUUCCUCGCCAUACCGUCUGUCAUCAGGGCACAGUGGGAGCUCCAUCUCAUCGAGCUCUCAGCCUUACACUCUACAACCUCUGGAAGAUGUUCCCUACUCAGCAGCCUCCUACACUUCUGCCUCAAGCUACUCCUGCCCACCAUACAUGACAACACCUGGCGAUCUGGCUGUGGUGAAGAUGACACCUGUCACCUCAGAGGAGGCUAGAGGCGGAGUGGUGUCUCUCAGUGACACUACAUCCUGGGCUAAAGAUGAUGGAACUGGCUCCUGGUUGUCAUAUGAGACUAGAAGGGCUUUUUAAAAGGCAGAAGCCUUUUGCGUGGACUGUGGACUGUUCGGUUGUGAUUACACAGCGUCUCUAUCCUUAGAGAAGGAAUGAGAUAAUAGAGGAGAUUAUAACCAUGAAUAUUACAGGAUAUAGUGGUAUGUGUGUGUGCGUGCCUUGCUGUGUGAAAAUCAUCUUAUUUUUCAUGGUAAAUAUGGUCUCCUUAGGAAACAUGUUACAAAAUAACUUUCUAAAAGUCUUGAUAUGGCAUAUAGAUAAAUCUGUAUUUGCAGUAUGUAAAAGAAAUAUGUGCAGAUCAUCCGGUCUUAGGCAUAUUCACAUCUUUGAGUUAUUAUGUGUGAAUUGGAAUCAAUGCACUUAUUUUUUGUCUUUCUUUUUUUCCAAAUGUUUUAAAUCUUCAUAAUAGUACCACAGGACACUUAAGCAAACACUUACAAAGAGAAUGGGUAAUAGAUGGAAGAUGAUGGCUUGCAAGUUAUUAUUAUUAAUAUUUUUUAGAUUUUUAGUCUGUUGUCCGGAAUACCAGGUUUAAAAAUAAAAUUACGU